AAUCAAUUGAAUUAAAUAAAACCAGAAUAAUAAGAUAAAACGGCGGAGAGAUCUUCUUCCCCGCGGAGCUUUAACGAGUUGUGUUCUCGGCGAUUCGCAAGGGCAAAUUAACCAUUCUCGAUUCGCCUGGUUUUUGAGCGAAGAUGAUUUAUACAGCAAUCGACAAUUUUUACUUGACUGAUGAGCAGCUGCAGAAUUCAUCUUCGAGAAAAGACGGUAUUGAUGAAGCAACAGAAACUACUCUAAGAAUCUAUGGCUGUGAUCUCAUUCAAGAAAGUGGCAUUUUGCUUAAAUUACCUCAAGCUGUAAUGGCCACUGCUCAGGUUCUAUUUCAUCGUUUCUAUUGCAAGAAAUCAUUUGCUCGUUUUGAUGUGAAGAUCGUGGCUGCUAGUAGUGUGUGGCUUGCAUCAAAGCUGGAGGAGAGCCCUAGGAAAGCCAGGCAAGUCAUCAUUGUUUUCCAUAGAAUGGAAUGUAGAAGGGAGGGCUUACCUAUUGAGCAUUUGGAUGUCUUUUCGAAGAAAUUUUCAGAGUUGAAAGUGGAAUUGAGCAGAACAGAAAGACAUAUAUUGAAAGAGAUGGGUUUUGUUUGUCAUGUUGAACAUCCUCAUAAGUUCAUAUCAAACUACCUUGCCACCCUUGAGACACCUCCAGAGUUGAGGCAAAUUGCUUGGAAUCUAGCAAAUGAUAGUUUGCGUACAACAUUGUGUGUUCGAUUCAAGAGUGAGGUUGUGGCUUGCGGGGUUGUGUACGCUGCUGCGCGGAAGUUUCAGGUACCUCUUCCAGAGAAUCCACCGUGGUGGAAAGCAUUUGAUGCAGAAAAAUCUGGAAUUGAUGAAGUUUGUAAGGUUCUGGCUCACUUGUACAGCCUUCCAAAGGCACAAUAUAUACCAGUUUCUAAGGAUGGAACUGUAUUUACAUUUUCUAUUAAGUCUGUGGAUUCACAACCUCAGUCAACUCCAAAGGAAGUUCCACAAAGUCCAUCUGCUAAUAAUGACACCACUGUUAGCAAGACAACUUCAGCACCUGUUAUUCCUGAAUCUAAUGGAUCUAAGGGUUCAAUACUAAAAGCAGGAGUUGAUAAGCUGAAGGAGUCUAAGAAGAGUGAUGAUGAAUCCAAGAACAUACCCACUGAAGGAGAGGCAAGAGAAGAGCUUGUACAGAAAUCCAAGUUUGAGCACCGGUCAGAGGUGACUGGGGAAAGAAGCAAGGACAGAGACAGGGAAAGGGAGAAAGAUAGAGAUAGGGAGAGAGACAGGGAGAGGGACAGGGACAGAACAAAAAGCCGAGAUCGUGAUAGGGGCAGAGAUUCUGACCGGGAACGAGAGAGAUCUGAUACUGAAAGAGACAGAGUUAAGGAUCGAGGUCAUCGUACUAAGGAUAGAUCUAAGGAUUCAGGAGGACAUUCUGAGAAAUCAAAACGCCAUUCAUCACGAGACCGUGACUACUAUGGCUCCGGUUAUUCUUCAAGGGAGAAGGAUCGUCAUAGACAUUAUUAAUAUCGAUAAACUGCCACAACUUAGAACCUUCAAUCAUUCGUAAAGGUUUGCCUUAGCCUCUCCCAAAUUUUAAGGAUCUGAAAAAAAAAGUAGCCAUACCCUAGCAGUUUUAUUCAAGAUGAUUAUAUGCAGGAGCAUAAAAUAUUACAUGUUGUACUUGAAUUUUAUUUAAGAGUACAGAUAAUCUUCUGAUUUCUAGAUACACAAUCUUGAUUUGGUGAUUAAUUUUUGUACAAUGUUAUUUGACAACUAAGCCUUUUCUUGGCCA
Messenger RNA from Mangifera indica (mango), 1764 nucleotides. Its product is annotated as cyclin-L1-1-like. Lineage: Eukaryota; Viridiplantae; Streptophyta; Magnoliopsida; Sapindales; Anacardiaceae. Gene Ontology annotation, molecular function: cyclin-dependent protein serine/threonine kinase regulator activity. Gene Ontology annotation, biological process: regulation of transcription by RNA polymerase II. Bases 144 to 1496 code for a protein of 450 amino acids. The transcript has 9 exons. Gene Ontology annotation, cellular component: nucleus. The record is from RefSeq and is a predicted model, not a curated record.